UUUAAUUCCCUUCUCAAUUCUCAAGAUAAACAGGCUUGGGAGCACCUAAGCUUUAGAGGAGACAAGCUAACUUUUGUCGUUCCCCUUUAUUUCCUUUUAUUUCUCUCUCUUUCUCCUUUUCCUCUUCCCUCUGAUACUAUUGUUUAUAUUUUGGAGUAGCAGGGAAGGAAACAAGAAGGUAAACUAAAGAGCUCCUCCAUUGUGUAAUGGGAAAAAGAUAAUUAAAGAGCAAAGCAAAGGGAAAGCAAAUGACUUGGUGCAAUGACUGUAGUGAUGUACAAACUAUUGAGAGAAGCUCUCCUCCAUCUUCUCAUAAAACUGUUAUUGCUCAAAGGCACAAAGAUUGCCUACUCAGAGCAUGUCCUUCUUGCGGUCAUCAGAUCAAAUACCGUGAUCAGGGUGGAAUUCAUGAUUUGCCUGGAUUACCUGCUGGAGUGAAGUUUGAUCCAACAGAUCAAGAGCUUCUUGAACAUUUGGAAGGGAAGGUGCGCUCUGAUGCUCGCAAGCUUCAUCCUCUUAUUGAUGAAUUUAUCCCUACUAUUGAAGGAGAGAAUGGAAUUUGCUACACUCAUCCUGAGAAGUUGCCAGGAGUAAGCAAAGAUGGCCUGGUUCGCCACUUCUUCCACCGGCCCUCCAAGGCAUACACGACCGGGACUAGGAAAAGAAGAAAGGUUCACACCGACACAGAAGGCGGAGAGACCCGGUGGCACAAAACAGGCAAGACCAGGCCAGUUUUCAUUGGUGGAAAAGUUAAGGGGUACAAGAAGAUCUUGGUGCUUUACACCAACUAUGGGAAGCAAAGGAAACCCGAGAAAACCAAUUGGGUGAUGCACCAGUACCAUCUUGGCAACAAUGAAGAAGAGAAGGACGGUGAGCUUGUCAUUUCAAAAGUUUUCUACCAAACACAGCCUAGACAAUGUGGUUCAAUCAAGGACUCCCUAAAGUUGCAGAGUGGACAUGAAGCUUCUCAUCACCUUAAGAAUAAUAAUAACAAUGGGCUUGUCGAGUUCUAUAAUCCUUCUUUUAUUUCCUUUGAUCAAGGAGGCCAAAGCAGAACCAAUCCAACACAGCUACUUCCCCACUUUGCAGUCCAUGAUGGGUCUUUCAUUCCUUGAUAAAUACAAGGAUCAAUCAUGGGAGGUGAUACGUAGUAUAUAUGGAUCCCGGAGGCAAAAUCAAAUAAAGCAUUAAUUGGUGGCGUAUAAAUAUAAUAAAUUAAUAUAUAUAAUUAGCCAAAAGGUUGGGAAGAAUAAGGAAUGAUUUAAUAGCUAGUUGAAGAGGAGAAGAAACAUUCUUCAGGAUGGAAGAAUAUAUGAAGAUUUCGCCAUAACCACUAUUUUCCUUUUUUUCUAUGGCUAUUCCCUGUUCCUCUUCUAAUCGAUGCUUUGUACAGUGUAAACAACAAGCUGUAAAUGUGUUAUAUGCUUCAUCAAACUUUAAUACUGGAGAAGUUUAACUUUUGGAAACUGUACAAAGGUGUAGCAGUCUGAUAGGUUUUUAUUCAAUACUUUGUCCUUUAUAAUGUAUUUUGUACUUCUUCAAUUCCAUUUUAUAGGAGAUUAAUAUAAUUACGAGUAACCAAUUAAAUA
Messenger RNA from Gossypium raimondii (Peruvian cotton), 1589 nucleotides. Its product is annotated as NAC domain-containing protein 73. Gene Ontology annotation, biological process: regulation of DNA-templated transcription. Gene Ontology annotation, cellular component: nucleus. Bases 249 to 1115 code for a protein of 288 amino acids. The record is from RefSeq and is a predicted model, not a curated record. Gene Ontology annotation, molecular function: transcription cis-regulatory region binding; DNA-binding transcription factor activity. NCBI's taxonomy places the organism in Eukaryota, Viridiplantae, Streptophyta, Magnoliopsida, Malvales, Malvaceae. The transcript has 3 exons.